CGUAACGAAAAACGCACGGUGCCGGCUGCUAGACAGAUCACUUGGCCCACAGCUGAACCAGAGCUAGGACCUCCAGCAUCAUUAGCAUCACAACAACAACAGAAGCGGUUUAUUUUGGCUGAGAAAAUGACGGCUAAGAUCCCAGCAGUGAAACUCUCCAAUGGAUUUGACAUGCCAAUUCUUGGACUUGGAACCUGGAAGUCCUCUCCGGGCGUGGUGGGUCAGGCCGUGAGGGACGCGAUUGACGUCGGCUACCGCCACUUUGACUGCGCCCACUGCUACGCCAAUGAAGACGAAGUUGGCGAAGGACUGAAUGCCAAGAUCAAGGAGGGGGCCGUCAAGAGAGAGGACCUCUUCAUCACCAGCAAACUAUGGAACACAAAUCAUCCCCCAGAAAUGGUGAUCCCUGCUUGCAAAACGACCCUGAAAAACUUGGGUCUGGAAUACUUGGACCUCUACCUGAUCCACUGGCCGUUGGGCUACAAGGAUGGACUUGAGCGUUUCCCGACUGACGAAAACGGCAAAAUGAUAUUUAGUGAUGCAGACUUCGUGGACACCUGGCCCGAAAUGGAGAAGCUGGUUGAGAUGGGACUCGUCCGAUCCAUUGGCUUGUCAAACUUCAACAGCCAGCAGAUUGAUAGAAUUUUGAAAAUUGCUAAAAUUAAACCCGUGGUCAACCAGGUUGAGUGCCACCCUUACUUGAACCAAAAGAAGCUGAUGGAGUUUUGCAAGUCCAAGGGCAUUUCCAUCACAGCUUACUCUCCACUAGGCUCUCCUGACCGACCUUGGGCAAAGCCAGGUGAACCUGGCCUGCUUGACGACAAGAAGCUGAAGGAGAUGGCUAGCAAGCUGGGCAAGAGCGUCGCGCAGCUCGUCAUCAGAUACCAGGUUGAGCGUGGGAACGUUGUCAUCCCCAAAUCGGUGCAUAAGGAAAGGAUGGCCGAAAACUUCAACGUAUUUGAUUUUGAACUAGGCGAACAGGGGAUGCAAUACAUCGACUCGUUUGACUGCAAUGGAAGAGUUUGUGGAGAAUUAGGGGCCAUUGACCACCCUCACUACCCGUUCCACAUUGAAUUUUAGAUAGAAGAAUGAUGAAAUUGUAGAAAAAUGAUUGAGUUUGAAUUAAAACCAUUUGAUUGUAAA
Molecule: messenger RNA, 1143 nt
Organism: Cloeon dipterum
Lineage: Eukaryota; Metazoa; Arthropoda; Insecta; Ephemeroptera; Baetidae
Product: aldo-keto reductase family 1 member B1-like
Exons: 7
Coding region: 127-1080 (317 amino acids)
Cellular component (GO): cytosol
Molecular function (GO): aldose reductase (NADPH) activity
Source: RefSeq, a predicted model, not a curated record